Molecule: messenger RNA, 3918 nt
Organism: Cladocopium goreaui
Lineage: Eukaryota; Dinophyceae; Suessiales; Symbiodiniaceae
Source: the annotation of a GenBank genome assembly
AUGUCACCACUGGGUUCACUGCAAGAGGGUCCCAUUCCUCAUAGGGUUACUUUUGAUGAAACAAAUCCCGAUGAGCCCCCAAGUAAGCGUAGAGCAGUGUUGGAAGAUAUCCCUGAAGAAGAAAUGGAAGAGGUUCCUGAGCCACAGGAUGAUGGGUAUUCUCCUUCACUAGCGCCUGAUGACGCAAUGCCCGAAGCUCCCAUGGAGCCAGACAUGCCAGAGUUGCCGCCUGCAGCCCCAGAUGACGUGUCCAAUUCACAUGACGAAGUCAUGGAUGACCAGCCGCCAGAGCACUCAGUUUCCAGCGCCACCAAGCACCAGCGUGUGACAGCAAUGUCAGACUCAGUGCAAGGACCACUGAGUGAACCUGAGAUGCAUAUGGCCGGUGGUUUGCUCGCCCGUGCCAUUACCUAUGGACAGUCUCAAAGGUUGUCCAAGGUGAUUUUCAAUUCGAUUGGUGGGAAGCCGCUCGCAGUCAAUGCCUAUUACUUCCUGAAGCACACUGGAGAAGAGGUCGGCACCAUGGCCGAUAGUUCAAAGCGCCAGCGUGAUUUCGAUUUGGAAAGUUGGGAUAAUGUGACGGAGUCAGGUGUGAAUUCCCCGGCUGCUUCGAGCCGUGCUGGAUAUCCUGAUAUCUCCUACCAAGGAAUGAUGCCACAUGUUGAGCCGCCAUUUCCAGGGUCUGGGAAAGGAUUCACCAAUGAUGAAGAUGUGACGAUUCCCAUGCCGAAUGAUGUGGCGAAUGUGGAUGAAUGGUCGCAGACCGUGCUCAAGCUCCCCAAGGUCGCUGAUCUCAAGAUCACCUAUGGCCAGUUUCUUGAGCGUGCAAAGAAUGAUCCUGAUCUCUCCAAGUAUGCCAACUACAUCAUCGAGACGUUUGGCCCCCAUGUGAAGAACAAAAAGACCACCAGCUACACCCAGGGUGUGGAUUUUGCCCAUUUCCUGUGCCGUGUCAAAUAUGUUCAGCAAAGCCAUGGAGGGCCCUUGACGCCAAUUCGAGGCGUGUCGGAUGGAAAAAGCAAUGGAUGCGUGCCCUUAUCCUUGAUGGAACCCGUGGGUGCGGACAACAAAGGGGCCGAGGGACAUCAUCAUGGCAUGGGCGACUUGUCCUUUCCUUCUGCCGUGGCCUCUGCUCUCAUCAACCACAUGCUGAUGUUUGGCAUGUGUUGUGCCUACGGUAUGAUCAUCUUCAGUGAGGAAAGGCAUUCAGAUCACCGCGCAUUGGGAGUGAAGAUGUGUCUGGCGGCGGCCUUCGUGUCGGGGGGCCUGAUGUCCAUCUGUUCGGGGAUCCCCAUCGCCAUCGGCGGCACGGAUCUGAAUCCCGCGGUCUUCUACGGGGACUUCGUCGUGGCCAUCGCAAAUGCCAUCUCCGCUGACCUCGGUUUGGAUGACUAUAGCUAUGACGACUAUUCCGGUGGUCGGCGCUUGGCAAAAAAGGACAAGACCAAGUACUUCUGCAAAGGCACACACAAAUCUCUUCACCAAAGUGAGUGUGAGACCUACCAUGAAGAGCUGCGAGCCACGGUGAUCUUUUCGGUGGCUUUGUCAACCCUACUGCUAGCUCUCUUGUGGUCGGUGCUGGGCAAGUUGAAACUCACGCGCUACGUGGGUUACAUGCCCUACAGCAUCUCAGAGGCCUUUUUGGCGUGUGUCGGAUACAAGGUCUUCUUCUACGCCCUGAAGUUUUGUGACAUGGAACCGCAGCAGUUCAUGCCCGCGGCUCUCAUUGGCAUUGCUUUGUAUUUCAUCAAGGCUCUUCACAUUGGGAACCCCACCAUCAUGAUGCCCUUGGGCCUAUUGGUGCCACUCUGCAUCUUCUGGGGGGUUGUCUUUGCCACCGGCGAGAAUGUUGACUCUAUGCGCCAGCAAGGUUGGCUCUUCGUAGAAAUUGGCAACGAGCCAUUCUGGUGGGUUUGGACAGACAGCAUUGGGAAGUACGGCAGCAUCAAUUUCAGCGCUUGGGCGCGGACCCUUCCUGACUUGGCAGUGUUUAUCAUUGUCUCCACCAUGGACUGUGUCCUGAAGAUCCAUGCCACUGAAAGCAAACUGCCCUUGAAGCCGGACAGCGAUAAGGAAGCCUUUAAGUUUGGCUGCUUCAACUACAUCUUGGCCGCCUGCGGGGCCGCAACGGGCUACAUGCAACUGAAAUUCAACGUCAUCAGCUAUGGCGUCAUGCGCAACGCACGGGACCGCCGCGCUGGGAUGAUGUACGCCUUGCUGUGCGCGGCCUGCUAUUUCAGCACGGUGGAGCAUUUUAACUACCUGCCCAAAUUGUUCUUGAGCGCGCUCUUGUUCUUUGCGGGAGCGGGCUUCGUGACGGACAACAUGUGGGGAUCUCGAAAAUUCCUUCAUGUGAAUGAAUGGCUGGAGAUUGUGAUCAUUGUGAUCGUUUUCAUCGUGGCGGGACAGCUGAUUUGGGCAGUACUGGCUGGAGUGAUUCUCUCGGGUAUUGCGUUCAUCGCCAAGUGCCCCAGAUGCACUGGUGCUUUGUGGGAAAAUCGAAAGCCCAAGAGGUAUGCCCGGGUGCCUGCCAUUGUGGGUCGGCCCCGAAAGGGAGAUGAGGUGAACACCCGCGAUCGACCGGUGGGUGAGGUCGGUCAUCAGAGCUUUAUGCAUAUUGCUUCGGAGUGGAUUAUGAUUGUCCAUUUGAAGGGCUACGUCUUCUUCAGCUCCUGUGUGUCGAUCGUCCGACAGAUUGAAGAGAAGUUCCAACACGAAGACAAGCACCAGGUGGAAAGCUUCCGUCGCUUGAAGUUCUUGGUCUUUGAUGCCAAGAGCCUGGAUGGUAUGGACGCCUCGGGUGCCAUGAGCAUGUUGAAACUCUCGCGCAAGGCCAAUCAGCGGGGCAUCCGUGUGUUUUGGAGCGGGCUGAAGGACGACCUGGCGGAGGAGAUGAAACACCGACACAUCUUGAAAGACGGAGGGCAACUCUUUGAAGAUUUACAUUCUGCUAUGACACACUUGGAGAAACGCAUCUUGCAGUACAAGGCUCAGCAACAGAGGGAGUGGAUGAAUCUGCAUCCAGCGUUUGUGCGUGAUCGCAAGCUGAUGGAGCAGCGCAUCAACUUCGAACCCUUUAGGGAGGUGUUCCUCUCAGACGGUGCGCGACUGGGAUGUCCCUGGCGCUACUGCAGCCGCUUGUCCAUCAAGAGCUUCAAGACCAUGCUGUGCGUUCCGGGCGACCUGCACCGACCGCUCUACCUCGUUCAUACCGGUGCUGUGGCUGUGCUGGAUGCAGUACCUGAAGAGGGAAGCAAGGACCAAAAGUGGCAACGGCCGCGCUUUGUUUUGAGGCAGGGUUGGUUCGUGAAUGCCAACAGUUUGGUGGGCGCCCCUUCGGAUGGCUAUGCCGUGGCCGUGGAGGACGGCGAGGUGCUAUUUUGGACUGAGGAGCAGUGGUGGCACAUGGCCAAUGAGCAUCCACUGAUGAUGAUGGAACUGUCCAAGGCGGUGAUGCGUCAGCAAGGCAGUCAUCACCUGCAUCGCGACCCGGAGGCAAGAGUGGAAGAUACCAUCACGAUGGCAGCGGACAUUGAGGAAGAAGAGGCGGACGGCUUGGCCAUGUCUUGGAUGCGAGGCGUGAGCGAGGACACCGAAGCGGAGGAGGACGACGAUGUGAUCCCUACGGAACAUCAUAUCCUGCAGAAAGUCAGCAAUAGCAGAGAGAUUCGCCGAACCCAUGAGGUCCUUUGCUCGCCCAUCGUGCUGGGCGAUGCCUUCAAUCGCGAAAGCUUGACCAAGCUGCCGCAGCUGCAGACGAGGAUCCUGGAGAUGCACUUUGCGCGUGCCCUGGGUGAGCUGGGCUUCUUCAGGAAGGAUUCCGCUGAAGGGGUUCUGCCAGAGUUGCCGAGGGUCCUCUUAGACGACUUGCGCGUGGCCUUCUACACCUUCGCUCAACGCCCCGAUGAUCAGCCAACG